CAUCAAUCAACUCGGUACAUCAAUGAAGUCGGAGAUGAGCCUUGGUUAGCAGCCAGAAUCCUCGUGUACUCUCUCAACGACGAUCAUGUAAAUGCCACAAACAUCCCUCGUGUUCCAAGAGAACUGAGAAGACCCCAUGACCACCCCAACGAAUGAAAAGGACUCUCCGCCUUUCUCACAACACGGGAGAAGCUCGCAUUUAUGGGCUUGAUAGGGUCGGCCACAUCACAAGCCUUCAAUGCCUCCACCAACUUGAAACCCCGAACAGCUGUUCUUGCAUCCAUAGAUCACACAUUUUCGCUUCCUCGCCCACCCUCGUCCCUCCCACCGCAUUAAAACCCGCCCAAGUUUGGAUCUUGAAAGUCCCAGGUAAUCGUCAGCUAUGUGAGAGCUUGAAGGAGCUCAACCACCGCUUUGCCGUGCCAACUAACAAUGCUGGCUCUUUCUCUACCGGGCGUGGGCUUUACUUGAUUGGAACUUGGACGAGCUGAGGAGAAAAAGGGUGGGGUUGAUGAGCAGACCCGACGGCAAUUACCAAGGCAACUGCCAGUGUUUUGCUCCUUUCGGUGUUUAAUUUGGUCAGACAAGGUGGAGUGGGGCGAUUGAGGCGUUUUACUACCGAUUUAUGCUUGAAAGCUGUGAUCUUUGGCUGUUUCCUUGUGGAGAGAUCUACAGUUGGUUUGGUCAGAAAGCGUGGAGGUAGAAAAUAUCUUGGGCUGAGAUACUACGUCGAAGAGCUGCCAUCUGCCCAUUGGAAACCAUCUCUCAGCAAAUAUUAUUACUUGCCAAAUUAGUCGUUUGAGCGAAUUGGAAGUUCUCUGUGUUUGCUGCUCGAAAGAAGAUGGUUGGCACUGUAGAAAUUAAUCAUAGUUCUGUCAACUCGAAUGGAUCCCGUCACAAUUCCAAUGGAGCUGAAGAAAGGCUAGAUGAGCUCCGCCGUCUCCUUGGCAAGACUGAUGGUGAUCUGCUUAAGAUUGUUGGUGUAGGGGCUGGUGCCUGGGGCAGCGUGUUUGCUGCCCUCUUGCAGGAUGCAUAUGGUCAUCUUCGCGAUAAGGUUCAGAUUAGAAUAUGGAGACGGCCUGGCAGAUCAGUUGACCGUUCCACAGCGGAGCAUUUGUUCGAGGUUAUCAAUUCACGGGAGGAUGUUUUGAGGCGUUUGAUCAGAAGAUGUGCGUACUUGAAGUAUGUGGAGGCAAGGCUCGGUGAUCGAACACUGUAUGCGGAUGAGAUAUUGAGGGAUGGGUUUUGCUUAAACAUGAUUGAUACCCCACUUUGUCCAUUGAAGGUUGUAACGAAUUUGCAGGAGGCAGUGUGGGAUGCAGAUAUUGUGGUUAAUGGUUUGCCUUCUACGGAGACUAGGGAGGUAUUUGAGGAUAUCAGUAGGUAUUGGAAGGAGAGGAUUACUGUUCCAAUUAUUAUCUCUCUUGCAAAGGGUAUAGAAGCGGCUCUAGAUCCUGUCCCACGUAUAGUAACACCUACUCAGAUGAUCAAAUGUGCAACUGGAGUUCCAAUCGAGAACAUUCUCUAUCUUGGGGGUCCAAACAUUGCUUCAGAGAUUUACAACAAGGAAUAUGCUAAUGCUCGAAUCUGUGGAGCAGAGAAGUGGAGAAAACCUCUUGCCAAGUUCUUGCGGCAGCCACAUUUCAUUGUGUGGGAUAACAGCGAUCUAGUCACUCAUGAAGUGAUGGGUGGCUUGAAGAAUGUUUAUGCUAUUGGUGCUGGAAUGGUAGCAGCUCUAACAAAUGAGAGUGCAACAAGCAAAUCAGUAUACUUUGCCCACUGCACUUCUGAAAUGAUAUUUAUUACUCAUCUGUUGGCCGAACAACCAGAAAAACUAGCUGGUCCUUUGUUAGCCGAUACAUAUGUGACCUUAUUAAAGGGUCGGAAUGCAUGGUAUGGACAAAUGCUGGCCAAGGGAGAACUGAGUCUUGACAUGGGUGACAGCAUAAAAGGAAAAGGAAUGAUUCAGGGAGUCUCUGCAGUUGGUGCAUUUUACGAGCUACUUAGCCAGUCUAGCUUAAGUGUGUUGCAUCCUGAGGAGAAGAAACCCGUUGCUCCGGCUGAGCUGUGUCCCAUCCUCAAAACCCUUUAUAAAAUACUGAUUAGAAGGGAGUGUCCUUCACAAGCCAUUCUUCAAGCGCUACAAGAUGAAACUAUGAACGAUCCUCGUGAAAGGAUAGAGAUAGCUCAGAGUCAAGCUUUCUACAGGCCAUCACUUCUCGGUCAACGUUAACAUAAACUGUUGAUGGUUACAAAACUAAAAUAUCAAAAGCGAAGUCUUGCUGGUCAUGUUGGAGCUGAUACUGAGAUUUUAUUGCUUUGGUGGCAUGCUAAAUGUUUGAUGAGAGAAGCUAAAUGAUUAAAGAAUGUAAAUUUCUCCAUCAUGUAAUGGGCUGCUUCUGCAUAAAAUCAAGUAAACUUGCGACGCGAGUGGGGUGUUUAGUUGUACUUUAUGAAUAAUUAUAAUUCAUUUAUAUCAAGUUGUGUUUAGUCAAAGAAUAGAAACUUGUGUUUUAAUGUAAUUUACAAUGGUUGUGUUUUGUUUCUUGA
Messenger RNA from Musa acuminata AAA Group (dessert banana), 2550 nucleotides. RefSeq names its product probable glycerol-3-phosphate dehydrogenase [NAD(+)] 1, cytosolic. Gene Ontology annotation, cellular component: glycerol-3-phosphate dehydrogenase (FAD) complex; cytosol. Bases 842 to 2233 code for a protein of 463 amino acids. Lineage: Eukaryota; Viridiplantae; Streptophyta; Magnoliopsida; Zingiberales; Musaceae. Gene Ontology annotation, biological process: glycerol-3-phosphate catabolic process; carbohydrate metabolic process. Gene Ontology annotation, molecular function: glycerol-3-phosphate dehydrogenase [NAD(P)+] activity; NAD binding. The transcript is spliced from 7 exons. The record is from RefSeq and is a predicted model, not a curated record.